This is a messenger RNA of Striga asiatica, 1383 nucleotides long. The record is from the annotation of a GenBank genome assembly. Lineage: Eukaryota; Viridiplantae; Streptophyta; Magnoliopsida; Lamiales; Orobanchaceae.
AUGGAUGACUUCCAAUUUUAUGCAUUACUCAUCACCCUCACACUCAUACUCUAUGCAUGGCUCUUCACCUCCAAGCCCAAACCCACCAAGAGGCUUCCCCCCUCUCCCCCAACCCUCCCCAUCAUCGGCAACCUCCACCAACUGGGCCACUUGGCCCACCGGGCCCUCCACGGCCUCUCCCGAACUUACGGGCCCACCAUGCUCCUCAAAUUCGGGUCGAAGCCCGUCCUCGUCAUAUCCUCCGCGGAGGCGGCCCGCGAGGUCAUGCGCACCCACGACCUCUCCUUCGCUGGCAAGCCCGUCCUCAGCGCCCCCAGCAAGCUAUUCUAUGACCUCAACGACCCCAUCAACAUGCAGUAUGGCGACAGGUGGCGCGGGCUUCGCCGGAUCUUCGUGCACGAGCUUCUCGGGCCCGCGCGCGUCCACUCGUUCGACUCGAUUCGCGAGGCCGAGGUUUCGCUUCUGGUGGAGCGGAUGAGUCGACCGGGCCCGGUCGACCUGUCGGCAGAGUUCAUGACCCUGGCCAACGGCCUCAUCUGCAGAGCCGCGUUUGGGAAGAAGCAUAUGGAAACUUCUCACGGGGAGAAUUUUCUAGAGGUCAUGGACCGUGCUGUGGGCCUCAUGUUCAACUUCACGUUGGGGGAGUUCGUGCCGUGGCUGGCUUGGAUCAACGGGCUCAACGGGUUCAACGCGGCCCUCGACAAAUGCGCGCGGGAACUCGAUGAAAUUAUGAGUAAUGUUGUUAGAGAUCACUUGGAGAAAGAGAGUGGUGAGAAGGAGAACUUUAUGGAUAUAUUGCUCGGGAUAUAUAAAGGCGAGGUCUCGGGCAUGUCGAUCGACCUCAUAUCCGUCAAAGCUGUUAUUACGGAUGUUCUUGGAGCGGGAACUGAGACCUCGGCAAGGACCCUAACGUGGGUGAUGACGGAGCUCAUUCGCCACCCGCACGUGAUGAAGAGACUGCAAGACGAAGUGCGAGGGAUUACGAAGGGCAAAAAGGGAAUAACCGAAGAUGACAUCAAGAGAAUGUCGUACCUCAAGGCCGUGAUCAAGGAGACUUUCCGGGCCCACCCGCCGGUGGCCAUAUACUUCCACGCGGCCCGAGAGCACGUGAACUUUAUGGGGUACGAUAUCGAGCCCGAGACAAUGGUUUUGAUCAACGCGUGGGCCAUCGGGCAGGACCCGACAUGCUGGCAGGAGCCCGAGAGGUUCAUGCCCGAGAGAUUCUUGGACUCGACAGUCGACUUCAGGGGGUUCGAUUUCGAGCUGAUCCCGUUUGGGGCUGGGCGGAGGAUCUGCCCAGGGAUUGGGUUUGCGGCCGCUGCUAUAGAGCACACGGUGGCGAACCUCGUGAAGAAUUUCGACUUCGAGCUGCCUGGUGGGGCC